AUGUGCUUCACAGAAAGAAAAAGUUUAGUAAGGUUUCUGGUCCUGUAUUUGUCUCUGGCCAUAACUAUCUCAUCGGGAGCCACUACCAUAUCUGCAAACCAGUCUCUGUCUGGAGACUAUACAAUCAUAUCCAAAGGUGAACAAUUCGAGCUCGGUUUCUUCAAAGCAGGCAACUCCUCCAAGUAUUACAUAGGCAUCUGGUAUAAAAAGCUCUAUUCCAAUCCUCCUACCAUUGUUUGGGUAGCAAACAGAGAAACACCCAUCUCUGAUAGAUUCCGUUCAGAAUUAAAAAUCGUUGAUGGUAAUUUGGUGCUCUUGAAUGAGUCCAAGUCCCAGAUUUGGUCCACAAAUGUCUCCACCACCACCACUUUGAAGUCUGCAAUAGCUGUUCUUCAUGAUGAUGGUAACUUAGCUUUGAGUGACAGCUCAAAUUCAGUUGAACCUAUUUGGCAAAGUUUUGAUCACCCAACACAUACUUGGUUGCCUGGUGCUAAAUUUGGUUAUGACAAUAGAGUGAAAAGGAGCCAGCUUCUAACGUCAUGGAGAAGCAAUGAAGAUCCUGCUGUAGGGCUCUUUUCUUUGGAGUUCGACCCGAAUAGUAUAAAUUAUGUGAGCAAGUGGAAUGGCUCCCAAGAAUAUUGGACAACUGGGCCUUGGAAGGAGCAAGUUUAUAACUUCACACCUGAAUUGAUCAGGCUAAAUUCCAUUUAUAAUUUCAGCUACUAUAGAAAUGAGAAUGGGAGUUACAUCACUUAUUCUCCCACCAUGAUAGCUAGAUUUGUAAUGGAUGUUUCUGGUCAACUUCAGCAGCAAUCAUGGUUGGAAACUACCAAAGGGUGGAAUACACUUUGGUCUCAACCUAGAAUGCAGUGUGGGGUCUAUGCUUUGUGCGGGGCUUUUGGUACUUGCAGGCAGACUGAACUCCAUUUCUGUAGUUGCUUGAUUGGCUUCAAGCCUAGAUCCGAGAAUGAUUGGAAUCAGGGUGAUUUCUCUGGUGGGUGUGAGAGAAAAACCGAUUUGCGAUGUGGGGGAAACGUGGAAAAGUCUGAUUUUCUAAUGGUUACAGUCAGGAGCUUGCCUCCAAAUAAUUCUGUAGCAGUUGGGACUGCUGGAAUAUGCCGUACAACUUGUUUAAGCGAUUGUUCCUGUAAUGCUUACUCUUUUAUCAAUAAUCAAUGUUCAGUUUGGGAUGGAGAUCUCUUGAACCUAUCAGAAGACAAUGCUAGUGGGAACACAAUCUAUGUUAAAGUUGCUUCAAAAGAGAUUCCACAUCGUAAAAAGAAUAAUUUUGAUACCGUGGGGGUUGUUGUCGGGUCGGUUGCAGAUGUGAGCAUGCCUCCGAUUCCCCAAAUUGCGGCUUUAUUUGUUGAGGACAUGGGGGAUGACGCGUUCUUCACCGAUUCACCUUCAAGCGGGUGCAGACUAGUCCAUAGCAAAUUUCACCGGUGGUGA
Lactuca saligna is the source of this 1452-nucleotide messenger RNA. NCBI's taxonomy places the organism in Eukaryota, Viridiplantae, Streptophyta, Magnoliopsida, Asterales, Asteraceae. The record is from the annotation of a GenBank genome assembly.